Mercenaria mercenaria is the source of this 4529-nucleotide messenger RNA. RefSeq lists its product as uncharacterized. NCBI's taxonomy places the organism in Eukaryota, Metazoa, Mollusca, Bivalvia, Venerida, Veneridae. The transcript is spliced from 10 exons. Gene Ontology annotation, molecular function: protein binding. The coding region runs from base 775 to 4401 and encodes 1208 amino acids. The record is from RefSeq and is a predicted model, not a curated record.
UGACUUUAUUUUAGGCAAACAUAUUUGGAAACCAAUCUUACAUAUGGGCCUCAACAUAUAUACAUGUACAUGAGAAAGAAUACAUUGAUACAAACAUAUUAAAACAUAAUAAAAUUACAAUGAAAGACAUUUAACUAAAUACAUUUAACUAAGUUAGUCUGUAAAAUUAAAUAUUUAUUGGAUGGAAUAUUUAAGAUUUACAUAAAGUUUUGCUGCCCACCAGAGUACCACCAUGACAAGAACGAAGUUUUAAAUGUUGACAAGGAGUUUGAUUGGCGGAUAUUAAGUGGGAAUUUAUUCCAUAUGAUAGGACCUGAGUAGGCCAGUGACUUUCUGCAAAAUUCUAAUCUUGGUUUAGGUACAUUUAGAAAUUGUUGUGUGUGUGAUCUGAGGGCAGUAUUAUUUGAAUGUGAGAAUAAGUUAGACAUGUACUGUGGGAAAAGGUUAUUGACUGAUUUGUAAACAAAGAUUGCCUUUUUAUAUGAAAUUCGAUUAUGGAUUUUCAUCCAUUUCAGUUCUUGAAAGAGUUCUUCUGAUGGUGUGUCAUGGUCUUUGUUGAGAAUAAUUCCUGCUGCUCUUUUUUGAAAUUUGUAGAUAUUGUUCAGAAGAUCACUAUUACAGUUUCCCCAUAUUGUGCAACAGUAGUCUAGGUGGGAUAAACCAUCAGCUCCUAAAAGUCUGACCAUCUCGGAUAUCACUUCUGAAUCAUGUCACCUUCAUUGGCAAAAACCUGACCAUGAGAAUGGUAGCCGUAUCACAAAGUACAUUGUUCAGAUGUGUGAAAAUAGUGAAAAGAACUGGAAGGAAUUUGGCUCCUGUACUACCACUGACAUUGUUGUAAAUGAAUUACAAAGAAAAACACAGUAUCGUUUUCGAAUAGCAGCAGAAAACAAAGUUGGCACAGGAGCAUUUGUGGAACUUCCAGUUCCUAUAGCCACAGAGGAUAUCUUGGAAUGGGACUAUCAUGAUGAAAAUACAGUGAAGGUGAAAUGCGGUGAUUCUACAGUGUUGCAAGUACCCUUCAAAGGUGCAAAACCAAGUGUAUUCUUAUUGCACAAUGAUGGUCCAAUCCAAAAUAUGGAAAGAAUAAGUGCAGAAACCAAAGACAGUUGUGUAUACUGUCAUCUUCAUGAGGUUGACCAUGCAGAUCAAGGGAAAUACACAUUAACAGUGGAAAAUGACACAGGAAGAGGAACUGUAGUCACAACUCUUACUGUUUUAGAUAAACCAUCAGCUCCUAAAAAACUGACCAUCUCUGAUAUCACCUCUGAAUCAUGUCACCUUCAUUGGCAAAAACCUGACUAUGAGAAUGGAAGCCGUAUAACGAAGUACAUUGUUCAGAUAUGUGAAAACAGGAAAAUGGACUGGAAGGAAGCUGGUUCAAGUACUAACACUGACAUUGUUGUAAAUGAAUUACAAAGAAAGACACAGUAUCGUUUUCGAGUAGCAGCAGAAAACAAAGUUGGCAUAGGAGCAUUUGGGGAACUGUCAGCACCUAUAACUACAGAGGAUAUCUCAGGAGAAUCACAGCAAACAGAUAAUGAUACCCACCCAGAAUCUGGCUCACCAUUAUCAAGAUCAAGUAACUUUGAAAGACUUUUAGAUGAAGAUCAGGGAGAAACAAAUUUUGAUGAGAAAAAUGCGUCAGUGCAAUUUCAGAUGAGUAGCAUGACCUAUACGGCAGAUGACGAUUGGAAGGAGCUGGAAUAUGAUAAAGAAUCAAGUUCUGUAAAAGUACUAGAUAAGAAAACUGAUACUGGAGUAGCAAAUGGUAAAGUGAAACAUAAUACACAUUCUGUAAAAGAUAAAGAAGAAAACAAAAUGGAAUUAGAAGGGUUCUUUAACAAGGAGUCUCAAAAGUCUGUACCACAGAAAUCACUGGAAUACACACUUGUAAAGGUUGGAAAUAAUUAUAUUCUUCACUCACAGAUCCAUGAGCCAGUGAAGAUCUCUCAAAUAACUGGGGAGUUGAAUGUUUCUGUGGAAGACGAAUAUAUUUUGAUAGAUGGUGAGAUAGUAUAUUCAAUCAGCUAUGAAAGUGGACAAAUAAUGAUUUCCAAAGUAGAGGAAGCACAGUUUGAAAUCAUAAAAGAGAACCAGGAAUGCAGUCCUUCGUCUAUUACUAAUGAUCAUCAUAAUGAGGAACUAAUCCCAUGCCAGAGAGAAGUAAAGUUUAACAAGAAUGAAAAUUUGGAUUCUGACAUUGAAAAGUUAACUGACGGGAUUAAAGAAUUUAGAAUUAAAGAUUAUCAGUCUCGAGAUAGCCAGAAUAGAUAUAUGGAACCUACAGAGGACAAAAAUAAGGAAUGUUAUGUUUUAGUCAAAAAUGUUCCGAAAGGUUGUAGCAGUGAAAGCCUCUGGAGAGAUAUGAUCGAACCAGGAUUUCCAGUUGUACCACCAUUACUGAUAUAUCAUCCUAAAGAAAAAGAUGCAUUGCUGAUUUGCAACAGUGAAGCAGAUGCAGCAAAACUCUGCAGACUUGGCAAAUUCGAUGUUUUCGAAUUUGAGCCCCACGAACUGUGCCUUCAUGAUCCCAUGAUAACAGUUGACAGAGCAUGGCUUCAGCUACUUGCUUCUCAGCAAAAAUAUGACGAGUUUGUGAAGAAAAUGAAAGACAUUCAUGUGCAUGUGUGUACAAAUGGAACAGUUCAGGCUGGUACUACUUACCAACUAAAGGUUGUGAAGCACAUUAUUUCUGAUUGGAAAUCAUUGGACAUUACAUGUAAAACAAUAGACAAUGUUUCAGAUAACAUUUGGAAUGUUGUGAGUCUUGUUAAACAGGCACAUAUUGGGGAGUUUACUGCAAAUGGAGGUAAUAUUGAGUUUAAAAAUGGCAAAAUACACCUAUCAGCUUCUAACAAAGAUCUGUUAAGUGACAUAUUUUCGGUAUUGCAGACCUAUGUGAAUUCUUUAUCAAAACGGGUAUUCCUGGAACUUCCAGUUAAUCCUGAAAAGAAAUUUCCUGAGGAGAAUAUCAAGAAAUGGUGCAGUGAAAUAGAGGAAGAAUUGGAACAAGAGUGUUGUGUGUACAAUCCAAAAACAAACUUGGUACUUGCAUUUUGUAAUACUUACGAAAAUAAUAUGAAGGUUAAGUAUUUGUUGCGUGUUAAGAAGGGUGAAAUCAAAUCGACUGCACGAGGAAGGCGUUUCACAAAAGAGUCAAAAAAUCAAGAGGAGCCAGUUGAAACCAAUAAGAAAAUUCUUCCUGUGAGAGAUGAUGUCAGGGAAAGAGAUUUUUUCCAGACAAAAGAGGGUGUCAAAGUGUAUGUCUGUGUUGCAGACAUAUUGAACCUAGAUGUUGAUUGCAUUGUAAAUGCUGCAAAUGACAGAUUGCAGCAUGGUGGAGGAGUUGCAGCUGCUAUACAGUGCGGAGCUGGAUAUGCUCUCAAGAAAGCAAGUCGGGACUAUAUAUCAAAACAUGGAAAAUUGAAAGCGGGUGAGGCUUGUACAACAACAGCUGGAGACCUCAAAUAUGACUGUGUCAUACAUGCUGUCGGGCCCUGUUGGUCAGAUUACUAUCCACACAAUGUAGAGAAAGUAAGAGAAUGUGGGAUGGACCUGAUGGAUGCAGUUACCAACAGUUUCCUGGAGGCAGAACAUCACAAUUUAAAGUCAAUAGCUCUUCCUGCAAUCAGUUCAGCUAUAUUUGGUGUUCCGGAGAAGCUGUGUAUUUAUCAUUAUGUGAAAGCAACUGUUCUGUACAGUAGAUCAUAUGCAUCAAAAUCAAAGGCACUUAAAGAAAUUCACUUUGUUGACAGAAAUAAAGAUACUAUUGCAAAAAUAAGGAACAUGUUUGAAGAUUGGUUAGGAGAAACAGCAUCACCUCCAGAUUUUGAUAUCAACCAAUUUAUCAGUAAAGAAAGUGGGAGGUCUGCAAAUUCAAAGAAGCACGAGAAAAGCUUGCAUGAAAAGAAAAAUUUUCCUGAAGUCAGCAGUUAUCUGCCUACCCCUUUGUCCUAUGAAGAAAAAUGGAUGACAUAUGCAUAUAUCUUUUGUGGUGUUGAUGAUCAGAAAAUUGUUGCUACAAUCGGUAACAUUUUUGACUCGAAGGCAUCAGCAGUUGUUGUGACUAUUAAUGAACUUGGAGAGUAUGGAACUUUAGGAAAACAGAUUUUCAAGAAGGUCAAUAUGAGUCAAGCUUCAGAAUACCGUCGUCAGCUUUCCAAUGGUCUAAGGGUUAACAAGUAUCUUGGAGGCAUAAUCAGAACUCAUGGAUUUGAUUGUGGGUUUAACUUCAUCAUUCAUGCAGUGUUUCCAUACUACACAAGACGAAAUACUUUGGAGCAACGCCAGAUGGACAUCCAAAAGACCUACUGGAAUAUUUUCUGUACUGCGUACUUGGAUAAAGACAUAUCAUCCGUGGUUUUGCCUCUGAUAGGCAUAGGUAAUAUAUUUCUUUAAUGUUUAUGAAGAGAAUAAUGUGAAAUUUAUUGUUCUAGAUUUAGUUUGGAUUUCCUCAUUUGAUUAUAAGCAUUUUGGCUAUGCAGCAAAUGAGAAAGAUUUACAGGUAGAAUUAUUUCAGACCCUGA